This is a messenger RNA of Pristis pectinata (smalltooth sawfish), 2576 nucleotides long. RefSeq names its product radial spoke head component 4A (gene rsph4a). The transcript is spliced from 6 exons. Lineage: Eukaryota; Metazoa; Chordata; Chondrichthyes; Rhinopristiformes; Pristidae. Gene Ontology annotation, biological process: axoneme assembly; cilium assembly; cilium movement involved in cell motility. The coding region runs from base 472 to 2166 and encodes 564 amino acids. The record is from RefSeq and is a predicted model, not a curated record. Gene Ontology annotation, cellular component: axoneme; radial spoke.
CGGGGAGGCCCGGGCCGCCUGGGCCUUGGGAGUGGGAGAGGAGUGAGGGAGUGUGUUAUAGGGUGAAAGGAGAGAGAAAAGCAGUUUAGAAGAUAAAUUAUUUAAGGGAGAGCAUGUUGGUGACAGAAGGGAGAGAGGGUAACAGGUGAACAGUCUUUGAGGUGACAGGGUUGUAGGGGUGUUGGUGAUAGAACCUGAAUUGGAGGAUUAUUGGGAGAGACAGAGUGUGGAAGGGUGAUAGGAGGAAAGAAUCUGUGUGUUACACUGGAAUAAAAAGAUAAAGUGAGAAUUUAAAAAAAAAUAAGGGGCACACAUUAAAGUGGGGAAAGUGAAGCAGAAUUAUACAGAAACAGGAUGGUGAUGGGGAAAAUGAACUGAACUGAAGGAAGGGAACGACAAAUAGAGAGGCAGAGCGUGCCAGAGAGAAAAGAGGCAAAAAGAAAGUGCAGGCAAGAGAGAGAGGAGACGAAAAUGACAGAGGCCCCAGAGAAAGAGGUGAACCCAAAGCAAAGAGAGUCGGCACCGCAGAGUGAAGCUCCGAGCGCCGUGAACAGCGAGGAGGAGCUGGUGCAGAUGGAGCCUGAGCUGAACCUGGAUUUUGCAAGUGAAACUAUGAUCCGAAAUGCAAAGGCUUAUUUGCUACAGAAAAGCACCAUAUCUAAUCUCAACCUCUAUGAUCACCUCUGUGAGUUACUGACUAAGGUACUGGACGAGCGGCCCAUCAAUGCUGUGGACAUCAUUGAAGAUAUCAGCAAAAAGAUCAAGAGGUCACAGUUCUCCAAGAAGAUAGACACCCUGCGAGAUGAGUAUGAAACUUCCAUGGCCCACAGUUUAGCGGAUGUUCAGAAAUCUCUCUUUAUCAAGGCAGUGGAGGAGGAAGAGGGAGUGGAUCAUGAGGAAGAAGUGCAGUUAGAGACACCUCUCCCGAACGUGAUGGAAAUGGCCUUUUACUUCGAGCAGGCAGGAGUGGGUCUCAGCAGAGACGAGCUGUAUCGCAUCUUCCUGGCACUGAAGCAACUAGUGGACACACAACCGCUGCAGAAAUGCCGGUUCUGGGGGAAAAUCUUGGGACUCAAAGGGAAUUACAUCAUAGCAGAGGUGGAGUUCCGGGAAGGGGAGGAAGACAUAGAGGAAGCAGCAGAAGAGGAGAAAGAAGAGGAAAAGGAAGAGGAGAAGGAGGAUGCUGAGCAAGACGCUGAGGAAGAGGGGGAGGUGGUAGAAGACAAGCCACCAGCAUCAACGUAUAAACCACCACCAGUCAUUCCAAAGGAGGGAAAUCGCUCUGGCACCAACAAGUAUACCUAUUUUGUUUGUAGUGAGCCAGCCAAGGUUUGGACCAAACUACCCCCAGUUACACCAGCACAGAUCACAGUAGCCAGGAAGAUUAAGAAAUUUUUUACUGGCAACUUGGAUGCUCCGGUCAUCAGUUACCCGCCCUUUCCAGGGAACGAGAUUAACUACUUGAGGGCGCAGAUUGCUCGGAUAUCUGCCGGCACUCAGAUCAGCCCACUGGGAUUCUAUCAGUUUGGAGAAGAGGAGGAGGAGGAGGAGGAAGGGCCAGUGAGGGAGAACUACGAGGAGAAUGCAGAAUUUGAAGGCAUUCCAGUCUCAGAGCUCUUGGACAACCUGGCGAACUGGGUCCAUCACACACAGCACAUCCUCCCACAGGGCCGAUGUGUUUGGUUCAAUGCUGUUCAGAAAAAGGAGGAGGAGUUUGAGGAGGAGGAGGAGGAAGAGGAAGAGGCACCAGAUGAGCCUGAGCCGGAGGUGGGACCUCCCCUCCUUACUCCAUUGUCAGAGGAUGCAGAAGUCAAUGGUGUCCCUCCUUGGACAAUGAAGGCUUCAUCCAAUCUGAUUCCUCAAUAUGCUGUUGCCGUGGUCCGGUCCAAUCUCUGGCCAGGAGCAUGGACCUUUGCGAUUGGAAAGAAGUUUGAGAACAUUUACUUGGGCUGGGGCCACAAGUACGGUCCAGAGAACUACAGCCCGCCCGCAGCUCCCCCGGUGCAGGCGGAGUACGCCAGCGGCCCCGACACCACUGAGGUGGAUGACCCGACGGUGGAGGAGGAGCAGGCGCUACGCGCUGCGAUCGAGGAGCGGCUGGCGGCGGCAGAGGAGGCAGAAGAAGAGGAGGAGGAGGAGGAGGAGGAGGAGGAGGACGAGAACUGAGCUACAAGGAAUUUUCCUACAAAUAUUAGGACUUUUAGCUUUGUUUUUUUAAUAUUAAAUGGAAAUUAUUCUAUUUGCCCAGGACAAAUGUUUCACCCGCAAUUAACUAAAUCUGUAAAUGAUUUGUUCUUUAAAAAUAGUGGAUAAUAAAGGUUCUUACUUGUGAAGGGAAAUGAAAGGUCAUCGAGCGAAGACAUUGACUCUGCUUCUCUCGCCGUUGGUGUUGCCUUACCUGGUGAGUGUUCCCGGCAUCUGAAGUAUUUGGCCUUGGUUAACGUUUCUUUUGUCUUGGGAUUGAACGAUGGAAAAGCAGCGAGGCUAAAGUGGGAGGGAGAGCCUGGGGUGUGAGGGGAUGGGAAGGGAGGGAGAGGGAAUGGCUGUAGUGAAGGGGAGAGAAGGAGCAAACAGAG